This is a messenger RNA of Emiliania huxleyi CCMP1516, 879 nucleotides long. RefSeq lists its product as hypothetical. The record is from RefSeq and is a predicted model, not a curated record. Lineage: Eukaryota; Haptophyta; Isochrysidales; Noelaerhabdaceae. Gene Ontology annotation, cellular component: membrane. Bases 1 to 582 code for a protein of 193 amino acids. The transcript has a single exon.
AUGUCGCUGCUGGCUUGGGCCAUUGCGAUUUACGGCUCGAUCUACGGCGUCGCGCAGCAAGGUACUACCAAGUCGCUGCCACAGGUCGUGGCCGUUUGCACUGUCGUCCUCACCAUCAAGGCGUUUGUGCUCGGCCUGCUCGCCGUGCGUGCCCGACUGGCGACGGGUGAGAAAGGAUUCGCCAACAAGACGGAGAGUGCAAACGUGCUUCUGCAGCUGUUCAAGCCACCCUUGAUCGCAUACGAGUGGGCGCCCGCGCUGGCCGGGUCAUCCGCCGUCGAGCGCAUCGAGCGCUGCGUCAACAAUAACAAGGAAUUUGAGCCCUUCCUAAUCGGCCUAAUGUUUGCGGCGAUGGCGGUCGCCAGCCCGGGCGAGGUUAGCAAGAAGGGAGUGGUGCUGGCUGAGGACGAGACGGAGCUCGUGAAGACGCUCGCGAUCAUCGCCACGUACAGCCGCGUGCUCCACACCCUCCUCUUCCUGACCUGGCCGAUCAGCGGCUCCGAACCGCGCACGAUGGCCUUUGACGGAUUCUUCUUCGCCGCGCUCGGCCUGGCGGUGUACACGCUGAAACUGGCAAUGUGAGGCCACAGAGCCUUUCAGCUUAGGCGGGUGACUGAGGGCGAUCGCGCCCGCGGGGCGACGCGCAACACGGUGGCUAGCUACUCGCAAGGCUCGCGGCUCGCUGGCGGUGGCUCCCCGCUCCCCGAUUAGCCUCGUGACGUGUAUUGCCCGGCAGGUGUGCAGGCACGGAAGAGAAUCUAGGUCCAUAUCUACCUAGCUAGCGCGCGCAGGUUCCCGGCACAGACGCUUGCCUGGCCGGUGUCGUGCGGAUGACAGAGAGUUUUGUGUGGGUGUAAAUUUGGAGUCUACUUGGUGGAC